ACAAAUACAGUGCAGGUGCAGUUUAUCUGUGUUUAUAAAAAGGCGAAUUGCCUUUUGCCCCAAAUAAGAAGCUACUGCUCCAGAUUAAGAGACUGCACAGACUGCAUAGGUGACGGAGAUGAGAGCAGAGGAUUGCUUGAAUAUCUGAAUAUACCGGCUUUAGAUCCAUUCUGUGCGAUUUCCAAAGGCUACCACCAGAGGGAAAAGCUAUUUUUACCGGCAGGCGUCUUGUGGAGACAACGAGAAUGUCGCCACCACGUAGCUUCAAUCGCGGAUUCGGUGGCGGAGGUGGAAGUGGAAGUGGCAGUAGAGGUGGAGUGUAUGCCGGCCGCGUAGAUAGACAUAGCAGACGCAGCAGUCCGCGGCGGCGGAGCGGUGGAUUUAAUCGAGGUGGGGCGUCGGCGUCCAAUGGCGAAUUUUCUGAUUUGCGAGGUGUCAACUGGAGCAAUGUGCAGCUGGCUCCCUUCGAAAAGCAGUUCUAUCGAGAGCACCCAACGACUGGCAAUCGCCCUGCCCAGGAAGUGGAACGCUUUCGGGCCCAGCACGAGAUAACGGUUCGCGGAGAGGCGCCCAAUCCCAUACAGCACUUUGACGAAGUGUGCUUCCCCGACUACUGCAUGAGCGAGAUUCGGCGCCAGCGGUACUCGGAGCCUACGCCCAUACAGGCCCAGGCCUGGCCAAUUGCCAUGUCGGGUCACAACUUGGUAGGAAUAGCCAAGACUGGGUCCGGCAAGACACUGGCUUUCAUCCUGCCCGCCAUUUUGCACAUUAAUGGACAACAGCGCCUGCAACGAGGCGAUGGCCCCAUCGCCCUAGUGCUCGCCCCAACGCGGGAGCUUGCCCAGCAGAUUCAGGCGGUCGCCAAUGAUUUCGGGUCAACUGCCUAUGUACGCAACACUUGUGUCUUUGGCGGAGCGCCACGCUCCAGGCAGGCCAAUGAUCUGGAGCGGGGGGUGGAGAUUGUCAUUGCAACGCCGGGGAGAUUACUCGAUUUCCUGCAGGCCGGAGCCACCAAUCUGCGACGCUGCACCUACCUGGUUUUGGACGAGGCUGACCGCAUGCUGGACAUGGGAUUCGAGCAGCAGAUUCGCAAGAUACUGGGUCAGAUACGUCCCGACCGACAGAUACUGAUGUGGAGUGCCACUUGGCCCAGGGAGGUGCGCCAGUUGGCAGAGGACUUUCUUGGUAGCUACAUACAGAUUAAUAUCGGAUCAUUGGAACUGUCGGCCAACCACAACAUACGCCAGUACGUGGAGGUGUGUGCGGAGCACGAGAAGGGUUCCAAGCUCAAGGAGCUGCUCUCGCAUAUCUACGACCAGUCGAGCGCACCCGGAAAGAUUAUCAUCUUCGUUGCCACCAAAAAGAAGGUCGACGAACUGGCACGCUUCAUCAAUGCAUUUGGCGUUGGCGUCGGCUCCAUCCAUGGUGACAAGUCGCAGGUCGACCGUGACAGCGUACUGAAUGACUUUCGGGGCGGACGAGCUAAUAUUCUGGUGGCCACCGAUGUGGCAGCCCGCGGCCUCGAUGUUGAUGGCAUUAAGUAUGUCAUUAACUUUGACUUUCCGCAGUCCUCGGAAGACUACGUGCACCGGAUUGGACGCACUGGACGAAAGCAUUCAACGGGCACUUCGUACGCAUUUUUUACGCGCAAGAACGCCAAGUGCGCUCGGGCCCUCAUCGAUAUACUCCGCGAAGCCAAUCAAAAUGUUAAUCCGGAAUUGGAGAGCUUGGCUCGCGACUCGGGAGGCCGCGACCGGCAUCGUGGAGGGCGAGGCUCCAUCCGAAAUAGUGGGAGCGGCAGCUCCUCGGGAAGAUUUAACAAUAGCGGCGGCAGAUCGAGCGUUUUUAACAAUUUCAACAGUAACAAUACCGAACGAUUCGGUGGCAGAUCUGGGGGAUUCAGCGAUUCGGGAUUCGGGAACAGUGCACAUGCCGCAGGCAGAAGUUUUUCUUCCAAUGUAAUUUCAAGUAAUAGAGGAGGAGCGUUUUCAAGCGCGGCGACCACCUCGAACUUUGGUAGUGGCAACAGUGGCCAUUUGGGGUCAUCGCUCAGCAAGUCGGGACAACAUUAGUUAGAUUUAUAUAUCCUUUCAGAGGGUGCUCACACUUUGUGGCGCGUUAAGGAGACAUUUCAAUCCAGUUUAGAAUAAAUAUAAACUUGUCUCACAGUUGACUGAAACGUUCUUAAUGAUAUUUCUAUGGCUCGAAUUCCGAUUCAAAUUUUUCUUUAAUUAUGAGGGUACCUCCUCUCUCCAUCGCGAUAGACUAAAACCU
Drosophila serrata is the source of this 2274-nucleotide messenger RNA. RefSeq names its product ATP-dependent RNA helicase p62-like. NCBI's taxonomy places the organism in Eukaryota, Metazoa, Arthropoda, Insecta, Diptera, Drosophilidae. The record is from RefSeq and is a predicted model, not a curated record. Gene Ontology annotation, molecular function: nucleic acid binding; ATP binding; RNA helicase activity.